UGCUGUUGUUGCUCUUUUAUACAGCAACGUAACUUAGGCCAUUUUGGUGGCCUUCGCUUGGUGGAAAUUCAUCUGUGAUUUAUCAAGUCUUUUCCAGGAAGAAGUGAUUCUUUCUUGAUUCAAAAUAUUUGCAGUAUAUUUUUCAAAAUAUAAUUAUUUUUUUUAAAUCGAAGUAGGAAGACCAACGGAUAUCGGAAUGAGGAAACCAACAAUCGAGUUCUUACUGUUGAUGUUGCGUUGUUGAAUUCAGCGCGAGCUUUGCUGAAAGAGGGCCACGAUUUUGCAUACUUUUAUGACUCGGCAUUGCAUGGUUAUCAAGAAAAUAAACUUUUUGAUGAAAAAGCACUGCUCAAGCUGUUGAGAUGAUCGAAUUGUGUGGUUUAGUUGUUGGUUUAAGUAAGUGAUAGCCAUUUUAUAACGUGUCAAGUCCUGGCAGCCAUUCUCUGAUCUAUACUCGACGCCACGAACCUGGUGAAGACCAAAAGGCGUAAAAAUAUGUCGCAGAACCUACAAGGAUUGAAGUUUGAAGUGAAGCAUAUCCAAAAUACUUUUCCAAGGACACAUGAGUUUUUCAGAACUGUUUCUGCAACCCUUGACGACCUGACAUUUCAUUUUAUUGGAAAGAAUGGGAUGAAGCAUGUCGUAUCCUGCAACAUCACUGGGAUAUAUCCACAGCCACCUCCAAUGUGGUUUUCAGAGUCAGAGGAUGCAGCGGUUACAGAUAUUAUAGAGGCUGUGAACAAUUUAAGCACACAGUCAAACAGACUUCUUCUUGCUAUGACAAGGUACCUUGUAAAGGAGCUGCUGAGAACGAUAAAUACCCCAGUACCGUCAUAUUUGGAAAAUUUAGAUGAUGAGUCUGUAAUGGGUGAACUGGAGAAUUCCACCACUGAAAACAUAGCUGAAAAUGAUGCAGACUUAAAUGAAGAUGAAGGCAUUGAGGAUCAAGAUGAUUUUGAACUAGAUGAAGAACUAGAGUUUGAAGAAGAUGCUGCUUCACAAGAAUCCAAAGAAAAAGAUGAAAUUGGUGCUGAAAAUUUUGCUGUUCUUGAAAAAAUAAGAUUGAAUCACAGGGAAGAACAUUUAAAGGGAACAUUCAGUGGCUCUGUUCAAGCAACGGAUAGAUUGAUGAAAGAGCUACGAAAUGUUUACAAAUCAGAGAGUUUCAGAAUAGGUUCGUAUACUGUUGAACUCAACGAAGAUAGUUUAUAUGAUUGGAGAAUCAAAUUAAAAAGUUUUGAUAAAGAAAGCAAGUUGUACAAAGACCUUCAGACUCUUAAAAAACAAGAAGCAACGGCUGAUGGAGUCUUAUUAAGCAUGACUUUUACAGAAAGGUUUCCAUUCCAGCCACCUUUCGUUCGUGUGUGUUAUCCUAUUCUUACUGGAGGUUAUGUACUCACUGGAGGAGCCAUUUGUAUGGAGUUGCUAACUCCACAGGGUUGGAGUAGUGCGUAUUCAAUUGAAGCUGUCAUUAUGCAAAUAUCAGCAACUCUCGUUAAAGGCAAAGCAAGAAUUAAUUUCAGUGACAAUGCACGGGCGAAUAUGAUUUAUUCGUUGCAACGUGCACAGCAGUCUUUUAAAUCUUUGGUUCAGAUACACGAAAAAAGCGGUUGGUUCACCCCACCGAAGGAUGAAGGCUAACCACAACAUCUGUUACAUAAUACCUAUUUUCAUAGUACUUGAUGCUCCACAAGGAUCCAAGCUCAUCACUCAAGGACAUUUCUGCUUCGAAGAGCAUUUCUGUUUCUGUUCUUAAUGAUUGGAUAAUGGACAAACACAAUUCUUGAACUCUGUCACUAUCUAUAUUGCUUCACCAUUCAGUAAAGCUUCAUUCAUUCUAUAAAUACAUUCACUAAAUAUUGUUGGUGAUAAGGAAAUACGAAGUAGAUUCUUAUUCCAAAAUAUCUUUAAGAUGUAAAGAAGUUUGCAAAGCGGAUAAGGUACUGCAAGUUAUUAAAUAAGAAGAUACCAUAAAAUAUGCAAGGUAUUCCUACAUUGAAAAGAAACUAUACGUGGCAUAUUAUUACAUAAAUUUGAUUGUUAAUUUGUAAAUUCUUACCGAUAAUAUCCUGUACUGUAUAAAUUAGGGCAGAUUUAGUCGACUUUGAAUGUUUGUAAGUCCAAGGAAUAGUACACUGGCCUGGGUAUUUGCGAUAUUUGGUUCUACUGUAAGAUGAGAGGAUGCAAGCAGAAGUUUUCAAGUACAGUACAAAGACCAAAAGAGAAUUUCGUUCUUCUCCGCUCGCUUUCAAUUAUUAGUAUUCACUAAAGGUGAAUAACUUUUCAAUAUUUUAUGAGAAAACCUGUUCUUGAAAAACCAAUACUUAGGUAUUAAGAUACCAUCGAAGGUAUUGGUAGCGAUAAAUCGGUAGCGUCUUUGGCCUAAAUUAUUUCAGGACUUUUAGAAAUACACCUUUGUAGAAAAUGUCGUUUAAACAUUGGGUUAACGUAGAUAAUCGUGUCAUUAACUACUGAUUUUUUUUAAAUUUCGUGUUCAUUAUCUGUUUGUCUCAUUGCUUGUUGACUUGUAUUUAGAGGCUUUUUAUUCCUGUUUGAAAAGUAAAUAAGAGAGUAAUUAAUGUUAAUUAAUGUUAAUUAAUGUUAAUUUUUACCAAACAAGCUGAAAUGCUUCAAACCGCCAAUGCUAAAAGUCACUGCAAAGGAACCCUUAAUUGUUCCACCAUUUUCUCAGCAUUCAACUGUGAACGUCUUUCGCCAAGUUAAAAGAUGUUUAAAAUGCUAGGUGGACUUUUACAUCAAUUCACAAAAAAUUAAGAACAUCAGUAAAACCUGAGCGGUAACAUUACAAAGAUUUAUUUAAAGCCAUUCAGUAAAAUUUUCUUUAAAUAUCUCAAACUGUAAUUUUUGCGUUUAUCAUCAGGUAAAAAAUUUUAGUUAGGCCUAUCUGUAAAGUUAUAUCUCUAGAUGAAGUUUCUUAUUGUA
This is a messenger RNA of Rhopilema esculentum, 2943 nucleotides long. Its product is annotated as ubiquitin-conjugating enzyme E2 Q2. NCBI's taxonomy places the organism in Eukaryota, Metazoa, Cnidaria, Scyphozoa, Rhizostomeae, Rhizostomatidae. The record is from RefSeq and is a predicted model, not a curated record.